This is a messenger RNA of Dioszegia hungarica, 3045 nucleotides long. RefSeq lists its product as uncharacterized. The transcript is spliced from 8 exons. Lineage: Eukaryota; Fungi; Basidiomycota; Tremellomycetes; Tremellales; Bulleribasidiaceae. Bases 1 to 3045 code for a protein of 1014 amino acids. The record is from RefSeq and is a predicted model, not a curated record.
AUGUCUCACGUUCCUACCCCAAAUGAGCGGGAAACGGGCGUCAAUAGACUGCCUCGGGAGAUCUGGAUCCUCGUACUUGAGCACCUCCGCAGACCUAUUCCAGCUCCUCUCUCUGCUCCGGAUCGCUCUCUACUCCGCCAGCCGUAUCUAGCGGCAUCCUCCACGCUCUUUCAGGAGAUAUGUAUCCCUUUACUCUGGCGGCAUGUCGUGACGGACGACUUUGCAUACUUCCUCUUUCGGUGCCGCCGUCAACCCUGGCGCAAUCGGUGCCGACUCAUCGAGAAGCUGUACAUCGAGUAUCAGUCCGAGGACAAGACGAUACCUUACCCCCUCCUUCUCGAACACGGCCUCAGUGGCUGGUCCACGGUCGGGCACACGUCGGACCGCGAGCAGGCGCGCAAAUUGAAUGACUGCGCCGCCCAGCUCGCAGGGAUCACGCACGAGCUAGAAAAGACGGUGGAACAGGAUACGCGGGUGAUCUUUCCGCGUCUUCGAGUCGUCGCCGUAUCCUCAAUUUACGGGCACUCCAAUCUAUGGGCGGAGUAUGAGGAGAAGGAUCGGGAUGCGGGGGGCGACCCGGAUCCCCACCUCAUCGACUGUCUCCAGCAUUGGGGGCGGUUUAUGGCGACUAGCGACAUCACCCACUGGUGUCUCCGGCAGACUCGGGGGCCGGUCAGCAUACUUCCAAUCUCCCGUCGCGCCCUCACCGGUCAAUAUCGGCCGCAAUUCAAUGUGCACUUUGGCUCCGAGCCAGAUCUGCUCGCUCUCCGGAUCGGACACUUCACCCGUUGGAUAUCGGACAUCCCGGUCACUUCAGAUUGGCACCCCAUCUAUGAGAACGUCAUGGCGUCUCUCGCUCGGCUGGUCGAGAUACGUACUGAGCGCUUCCUCGAGAGCAAAAAGGACACUAUCAAUAUCGAAGUGUGCCUGUCAACGGACAGUAUCGGUCGUCGCGGUCGACCGUACCGGCCUGAUCGGUCCAGCUUGGUACCUCGUUUGGAAGACGUAGCUGCUAGUACGCCGGGAGGGGAUGCCGCUCGUCUUACAGUGGCGACACAGCGGGCGAUUGCGGAGAAAAUCGGUACGACGUGCCAGACUACGCUCAGGCGGUACAGCCGGCUCAAGGACGAAAUACGGUUUCUCGCUUCGCACUUUGACGAGCCGCGGGAUCAAACCGAAACAAGCUUUGCGAGGACGAUUGACUCGCUGAAAUGGUCCUUUCUUCACUCCUCAUCCGCCUCUCUACCUUCUCCGCCACCAUUGUGGGAGAUCGUCGUCGCCCAGCUUCUGAGGCCGGCUCCUCCCGCACUGUCAUGCCCUCCGAGGCACGACUUGCGUCAACUUGAUCUAUGUGCUAUCGGAAGAGUCAAUCACAUGUUCAACGCGCUCGCAACCCCCUUGCUUUACCGCACCCCCAUCACCGAUAAUCUUCCCCUCUUUCUCGGCCACGUUCCGUCCUGGUCCUCGCAGAAAGUCGAGGCGAUGCGUCGCUGCAGCUCGCUCCGCAUCGAAUACCACGAGGAAGACGCUACAAUCCCUUACCACACUCUGCUCAACCACGGCAAAGCAUACUACUGGGAUCGGGUCGGUGCUACCAGUAAAAUAGGGGAGGCGCUCUUAUUGGCCAAGUGUCAUGUGGAGCUCUUGGCUCUGCGGACGGCGCUGUCGGACCUGGCGAGACUGGCCCGCAGGCGAACGCUUCGACUUUGGACCAGUCGCAGACGGGAUGAAUCUGCAUCAAAGCCACAAGCUGUCAAGAGUUCAGCAGAGGCAGCUGGUGGCACGGAUGGGGGAGCUGCUGCAAGAGGUGAUGCCAAACCUUGUGAGGCGUGCGGAUCGGGGGGCUCACCGUACGAUGACACGACGACCGGUGGAAGGCCGACAGCGUACGCUGAGGAUGCCGUUGAUACGUAUUUUACCACUUGCGACGUCCGAUCCCCCUACCCGGAUCUCGGCCCCAUCGUAGCGAGCUUCGAGCCUGAUCUUUGCGCAAUCGCCGGCGUUUCGAAGGCCUUCCAGCAGAUAUGCUCUCCUCUCCUCUACAAAGUCGUCGCCACAGACCGCAUGCACCAAUUCAUCGGCGGCAUCCAUAUGAAAUCCCCCUCGCACCGUAGAUCCCUUUCGCAAUGCCAAUCCCUCUACAUCGAAUUCGAAGACGCGCUUCCUAUCCUUUCAUACGAGGAGCUUCUGCAGCGCGGCGGGAGUUACUGCUGGAAGCGUCUCUGUCCGACGCCAGAGGAGGCGGAAUAUCUCAGCUCCUAUGCGCAGGAGGGGAGGGGCAAGGAGUUGUUUGAGACACUCAAUUGGCUGGGCGUCGUAGCAGGAGAGACGCCGCGCAAGCUGCUUCCGAACCUCACGACCGUCGCCAUCGGUGCCAUCUAUGGGCGGCAGCAAGGCCUAUGGGCGCGCGUUGACGCCCAAUAUCCCGGGGAGGAGAGGCUGCCACAGAUCCGGGAUGUCUGGCAUGCCAUCGUCAACGAGAGCAACAUCAAGCAUCUUUGCUUGAACGAUCCGGAAUCACCCCUCGGUCUCGCUACGCUCACUCGGUCGGUCAACAAGCUAGGCUUCAAAAUUCGCCCUACUUGUCACACCGUCCACUUUGACAAGGAUAUCAAAGUUCUGCCCACGGAGCUCGGUCGGACCUUCAGAUGGGUCGCAGACGGCGGUCCAUCGGCGGAAUGGGAACCUCUGUACGUGAUGGCGAAGCGGUCCCUGCAAGGCUAUCACGACGCGCGGAUUCGGGGCAAUUACCGCACCAAACUUGACGCGAUCAAGGUAGAGAUCUUUGGGUCUACACCUCGCAUGGGACCGGCCCAUCCUCGCGACCCCCUCCCUCUACGAGAUAUCGCGGCCGGCAUUCCUGGCGUCUCGGCCGCUGAGAUCUCCACUGAGACUCAGCGAGCGAUCGCCAGCGCCACUGGUGCACGAUGGACCAAGAUCAUGCGGGACGGUGGUCGGCCGGACGACACCGUCACAUGGCGAGCAUCGGUGGACACUCCGGCGUGCGAGGCGUGUGGACAUCGUCCUUUCAUCAGCGAGACGUAG